AUGUGGUUGACGAGCAGUUUUCCAGAGUGUCUUCCUAAAUCUCCCCCACAAGCACGUCAUCUUUUAUCAUUGCCCCUAUUGCCACAUCAUCCUCUUCCUGGAAAGAAUGCUUCUCAUAUCACUGCCAUUAGUUGGAUAAAGGAUUACUUUGCUGAUGUCACACCCUUUGUCAUCCAAUCACAUUUCAGCAAGGGCCUUGUGAAAAUGGAGUGUCAUGAAGAAGGGAAACAAGGACAAACAAAAAGAUUCUGCUCUACCUGUUCUGAGCCACCAAAGGUUCCUUUAAAGGGGAAUCUUAUUGUUCAUAACAGCGUGAAUGCACUUGUAGCUGCAACAUUAUGUUAUGAUUAUGAUGAAGGCCCUAAAAUGGGGAAAGAUGAGCUAAUAUCUUUACGAUCUGGUGGAGUUGAAUCGAAUAUAAACAACGACCGGAAAUCACUACCGCAACUCCGUAAGCACAAAAGGCAGAGUUCACCGGCGGCGAAAUCUAAUCCGGUAGCUGGCUGCCGGUGGCAGAAAAAUCCUAUCUUCUUGAAUGCCAUGAAUUUCCUGGAAAAGUUAAGAUUGCUGAAGAAAGAAGCGGGAAAUCCAUCGCCGGAAGUAGUCCCCGUCUCUGUCUCCUGGACUGAGACCUCAGACACCGUCUCUCGCCACUUUGAAUUUCAUCCCGACGGCCAACUCUCCGUGAAGGUGCUGAAUGAUUCAAGACCAGUUAUCCACAAAAUCUCCGAGUCUCUUGUCAAUACCUUUCUCCCUUCGGGUUAUCCAUAUAGUGUCAAUGAAGGGUAUCUUAGAUACACACAAUUUCGAGCAUUACAACACUUCUCAAGUGCAGCAUUAUCCGUCUUAUCAACUCAGUCACUGUUAUAUGCUGCAGGAUUAAGACCUACACCAGCACAAGCAACCGCAGCCAGUUGGAUACUUAAGGAUGGUAUGCAGCAUGUGGGAAAGCUAAUAUGCAGCAAUUUAGGUGCAAGAAUGGAUUCAGAGCCUAAACGGUGGCGAGUUGUUGCUGACAUGUUAUACGACUUUGGCACUGGUUUGGAAGUUCUUUCUCCAUUAUGUCCACAACUGUUUCUUGAAAUGGCUGGACUUGGGAAUUUUGCAAAGGGAAUGGCCAUGGUUGCUGCUAGGGCUACAAGAUUGCCAAUUUAUUCUUCAUUUGCAAAAGAGGGAAAUCUUAGUGAUUUAUACGCAAAAGGAGAGGCGAUUUCUACUGUGUUUAAUGUUCUUGGAUUGGGUGCAGGGAUUCAGUUAGUUUCUACUGUUUGUUCAUCAAUGCAAGGAAAGAUGGUUGUUGGGUCUUUCCUUUCUCUGAUACACAUUUACAGUACCUAUGAAGAAAUGCUAGCUGCUCCCAUCAACACAUUGAAUCCACAACGAACUGCAAUGAUCAUAGAAGAUUUCAUAAAGACAGGAAAGGUAUCAAGUCCUGCAGACUUGAGGUACAAGGAGGAUCUUGUGUUUCCAGGGAGAGUGAUAAAAGAAGCUGAAAAUGUGAAAGUGGGGAGAGAUUUACAUAAGGCUAUGAAGCCUUCAAGACUUAAAAAAGUGAAAGAGAUUUUUCCAGAUGAGAAAUUUGUUUUGAGUUUUGAAAACAGGUGGACGGAUAUGGUGUUGGAGCAAAACGCGAGUGGUGAAGAUGCAUUAAGAGGGUGGUUGGUGGCGGCAUAUGCAAAUCAGGAGGCUGAAAAGUUGGAAGAUGCGUAUGAAAAGAUGAAUGUGAUGAUGCCUGAAUUGGUGUCUCAACUAAAAGCAAAAGGGUGGCAUACAGAUCGUUUCUUAGAUGGAACAGGUAGCCGGUAUGGUUUCUAGUGUUUGUUGUAAUUAAGGUUUACACUUUUUAUAUAUGCAUAUAUAAAUUUGUUUUGUAUUUUACUAAUUCAUCAAUUUAAUAUUAAUGAUGUCAUCAAUUUAUUGGGUGAAUUGUAAU
This is a messenger RNA of Lactuca saligna, 1933 nucleotides long. NCBI's taxonomy places the organism in Eukaryota, Viridiplantae, Streptophyta, Magnoliopsida, Asterales, Asteraceae. The record is from the annotation of a GenBank genome assembly.